AUGGACCUCUUCCGGCAGCCAUUUGACUCAGCGCCACGCUCCACGGCAUGGUUCAAGCGCGAUUGCAUCAUUCCAAAAUACAGAUACGAAAAACGAGGGCGCGAAGGAGUUGGCAAACCCCGGAAAUCCAAGCCUCAAUGGUCAGGGGAAGAGGAUAAGGUCAGGGAUAUCAACGAUUCCCCAGACUACAACCAAGCUGGGAUGUCCGCUCCGGCAGGUAUGUGGAGCCGGGAAGAGCUGAACUUGUCUGGUCGUGCCGUUUCUCCAGAGCCUCGCGAAUAUUAUAAUAUGUGUGUGGAUGUUGAGGUUCAAAGCGUGACCUUGCCGCAAGAUAGCAGGUACUUCUCAGACACCGCAAUUGCGGUCCUGGAAUCAGCAAUUACUACUGAGACGAGCCACGAAACAGGCCUCUCAGCCAAUGGGUCAAUGUCGCAGCAGGCGUCCUGUAUACCGAGUGAUGCGAUGAUUCCAGCAUGGUCGACACUGCGGAAUCCUGAAUUGGACCAUGCAGCCGCAUGCGGCACGACGACGUCUUUUCUCUCCUCUGUUAACCUGAUGCCCGCGGAACGAGCGCUUCUAGUGCAGUUAUCGAGUGCUUCCGGAUAUCUUGAUCCACUGGCGAACCAGGCAUAUUUUGAUUCGAGCGAGGACGGCGAUUACUACGCAGGACCAUAUGGACAUUGGAGCUCGCGAUCUUGGUUGUCUUGA
Messenger RNA from Aspergillus nomiae NRRL 13137, 708 nucleotides. RefSeq lists its product as uncharacterized. The transcript is spliced from 2 exons. Lineage: Eukaryota; Fungi; Ascomycota; Eurotiomycetes; Eurotiales; Aspergillaceae. The record is from RefSeq and is a predicted model, not a curated record. The coding region runs from base 1 to 708 and encodes 235 amino acids.